This is a messenger RNA of Pseudophryne corroboree (corroboree frog), 9855 nucleotides long. It is a transcript of the gene HDAC4, whose product is annotated as histone deacetylase 4. Bases 333 to 3533 code for a protein of 1066 amino acids. The record is from RefSeq and is a predicted model, not a curated record. Gene Ontology annotation, molecular function: histone deacetylase activity. The transcript has 27 exons. NCBI's taxonomy places the organism in Eukaryota, Metazoa, Chordata, Amphibia, Anura, Myobatrachidae. Gene Ontology annotation, biological process: negative regulation of transcription by RNA polymerase II.
GCGGGUCCUGGUGCCCCUGGGCAGAGUGGCAGCUUAGCUGGCCAAUGGGCGGUCAGUGCGAGGCAGGGCGCAGUGUGAGGAGGUGCGCGGGAUGUUGGCCGCUCGGAGGCUCGGGUAGAACAGGAGGAUCUAGGAGGAAGCAGGGGGGAGACACAGAGCGAGGUUCGGGUGCCCGGCUCAGGUCUGCACACUUGGAAGUCCUUCCUAGCGGCUUCAUGUUGGCGAUCUUGGCUUUCCAUCACCCUGAGGAGGUUCUUUCAUGUCCUUCCGCUUACCACUUUUCAGGUUCUUGGAUCUGGUUUUAAUUGCCCGAAGAAUCUCUUAGGCCUGACAUGAGCUCCCAGACUCACCCAGAUGGAAUAUCUGGUCGGGACCAACCAGUGGAGCUUCUAACGCAGACUCGUGCCAAACACAUGCCAAGCACUGUUGAUGUUAGUGCUGCACUGCCACUUCAAGUGGCUUCCGGCACCCUUUCUAUGGACAUUCGACUGGAUCCCCAGUACGCUAUCUCUGGAUCGGACGGUGCUGGGAGGGAGCAGCAGCUGCAGCAGGAGCUGAUGGCCCUAAAGCAGAAGCAACAAAUCCAGCGGCAGCUCCUCAUAGCAGAAUUUCAGAGGCAGCACGAACAGCUGUCCAGGCAGCAUGAGGCCCAGCUACACGAACACGUGAAGCAGCAGCAGGAGCUUUUGGCUAUGAAACAUCAGCAGGAACUUCUGGAACACCAGAGAAAACUGGAGCAACAUCGGCAGGAGCAAGAGAUGGAAAAGCAGCAGAGGGAACAGAAACUGUUACAGCUUAAGAACAAGGAAAAGGGAAAAGAAAGUGCUGUUGCAAGCACUGAAGUUAAAAUGAAGUUACAGGAAUUUGUCCUGAAUAAGAAGAAGGCACUGGCUCACCGAAGCCUAAACCACUGCAUGUCUAGUGACCCUCGCUUCUGGAAGACCCAGCAUAGCUCCCUAGACCAGAGCCCACCUCCUCAGGGAGGCAUUUCCGGCUCAUACCACCAUCCCAUCCUGGGAAUGUACGACUCAAAGGAUGACUUCCCUCUAAGAAAGACAGCAUCUGAGCCCAAUCUGAAGUUGCGCUCCAGACUGAAGCAGAAGGUGGCCGAGCGCAGGAGCAGCCCUCUUCUGAGAAGAAAAGAUGGUCCAGGUGUCACCACUCUGAAGAAGCGUCCGCUGGAUGUGUCGGACUCUGUAUGUAACAGUGCUCCUGGCUCCGGCCCCAGCUCUCCAAACAACAGCUCAAGCAACAUCACCACUGAGAAUGGCAUUGCCGGACCUUUAGGACUGCAGUCAGAGGCUUCACUGGCUCACAGGCUGGUGAACAGAGAAGGUUCUGUGACCCAGCUCCCUCUCUACACGUCACCCUCUCUACCUAACAUCACCUUGGGGCUCCCUGCUACUGGGUCUGCCAAUGGUGGCUCAGGACAGGAGACUGAACACCUCUCCUUGCCUACAAUCCAACAACGACUCUCCUUGUUCCCUUCUGCUCACCUCACUCCUUACCUUGGUUCUGACGCAGCAAGCUCACAUAACUCCCUCUUGCAGCAUAUGGUCCUGCUAGAACAGCCCAGUGCACAGAGCCCAUUGGUGUCAGGGUUGGGUGCACUCCCUCUUCACUCCCAGUCCUUAGUGUCCUCAGACCGUCUCUCCCCCACAAUCCACAAGUUACGUCAGCACCGCCCUCUGGGCCGUACACAGUCUGCGCCGCUGCCUCAGAACUCUCAUGCUUUGCAGCACUUGGUCAUCCAGCAACAGCACCAACAGUUCCUUGAGAAGCACAAACAGCAGUUUCAGCAGCAGCAGCUCCACCUCAAUAAGAUGAUUCCUAAAGUAAAUGAGGUUUCUCGACAACACGAAAGCCACCCUGAGGAGACGGAGGAGGAGCUGAGGGAGCACCAGGCUCUCCACGAGGAGACCUAUACGGAGCAUGCGUCGGAGCAUAAGGAGCAGAGUAUUGGGAGUGUUGUGCGUGUGAAGCAGGAGAGAGAGGAGAGCGAGGAUGAAACCAACACGCAGGAGCUAGAACAGAAUCAAAUACAGACUGACCAAGACCUUCUAUUCCGGCAGCAAACACUUUUACUGGAGCAGCAGCGCAUACACCAGCUGAGGAACUACCAGGCCUCAAUGGAAGCAGCUGGCUUAGUGGUACCCUUCAGUGGGCACAGACCUCUUUCAAGAGCUCAGUCCUCACCAGCCUCCGCCUCCUUCCCCAUGUCUGUUCAAGAAACACCCAGCAAACCUCGAUUUACCACAGGACUUGUGUAUGACACAUUGAUGCAAAAACAUCAGUGCAUCUGCGGGAACACAAACAGCCACCCCGAGCAUGCUGGGCGAAUACAAAGCAUCUGGUCAAGGCUCCAAGAGACUGGUCUGCGUAGCAUGUGUGAGUGUAUACGGGGGAGAAAAGCGACCCUGGAGGAACUGCAGAGCGUACACUCCGAGGCACAUACUCUGCUCUACGGCACCAACCCUUUGAAUCGGCAAAAACUAGAGGGAUCUUUGACCUCCAUGUUCGUCCGUCUACCAUGUGGCGGGGUUGGGGUCGACAGUGAUACCAUAUGGAAUGAGGUCCAUUCGUCCGGAGCAGCUCGCCUAGCAGUGGGAUGUGUAGUGGAACUUGCCUCCAAGGUGGUGGCUGGAGAGUUGAAAAAUGGCUUUGCUGUUGUCCGCCCUCCUGGUCACCAUGCAGAAGAGAGCACGCCAAUGGGUUUCUGUUACUUCAAUUCUGUGGCAAUAACCGCUAAACUGCUUCAACAGAGGUUCAAUGUGGGGAAGACCUUGAUUGUGGACUGGGAUGUCCACCAUGGAAAUGGCACCCAGCAGGCCUUCUACGCUGACCCUAGUGUCCUUUAUAUAUCGCUCCAUCGCUAUGAUGAUGGGAACUUCUUCCCUGGAAGUGGGGCUCCCGACGAGGUUGGCACUGGGGCUGGUAUGGGUUUCAACGUAAACAUGGCUUUUACUGGAGGCUUGGAUCCACCCAUGGGUGAUGUAGAUUACCUGGCUGCAUUCAGAACGGUGGUGCUGCCAAUAGCCAAUGAGUUUUCCCCAGAAGUCGUUUUGGUUUCUGCAGGAUUUGAUGCUGUGGAAGGGCAUCCAGCCCCUCUGGGAGGGUACAGAGUUUCAGCCAAAUGUUUUGGGUAUCUGACAAAGCAGCUUAUGGAGCUAGCUGGAGGCCGUGUUAUUCUGGCAUUGGAGGGAGGCCACGAUUUAACAGCGAUUUGCGAUGCCUCUGAAGCUUGUGUGUCCGCCUUGCUUGGUAACGAGCUAGAGCCAUUCCCCGAGUCUGUGCUGCAGCAGAGACCAAACAGCAAUGCAGUGAGUUCCAUGGAGAAAGUCAUUCAAAUCCACAGUGAAAACUGGUCAUGUCUAAAACGUGUUUCCUCGACCGUCUCCUACUCGCUUAUAGAGGCCCAGAAAUGUGAGACCGAAGAAGCAGAGACUGUGACAGCAAUGGCGUCCCUGUCCGUGGGCGUCCAUCCAGAGCAAAGAACCGAGGAUGAGCCGAUGGAUGAAGAGCCCCCGCUGUAGCAAAGUGACUGGUGACUGUCCGUUGUGUAAAUCCGUACCUUUGUUGGGGGGCUGCCCCCUCCAAUUUCUCUGCCUGUGCUCUGUCCCCAGGAAGACGAGCAGCGACAUGGAUGUAAAGAACUCUGUGUGCAUCCACAGAACCACAAACCGCGGUGCACUGUGCAACGCACAGCCGCAGUGUGCCGUCCCUGGUCACAGGAGGCACUGCUCCUUUAGGAGGCACUGGCAGCUCUUGCCAAAAAAAUAUUUUAUUUUCUUUCAUGAUUUUUAACAAAUACUAAUUCAAAGAAAAACAAGGAUAAAAGUGACCUCUUUUGGGGGGGUCCUUGUAAACAGUUUUGGUGCUUUAACAUUCUGCAGAUUCAGAAGGAUUCUGUGUGCGCUGAAGGGAGGGUGACCGUUACUCUGCGGACACUUAUUUAAACCACUUGGUUUAGCCUGUUUUCUCGAACAUUUCUCCUUCAUAACGGGGUUUAUGCAGUGGAUGAAAAGAAAUCCUCUGACGCCUGUUAACGUAGCGAGGGACUUUGUACUCUUAGUCUGGAAGAGAAACAAGAGGAAGGAUUGUGCCUUGUCCAUGGUUGGAACACAUUAUAUCCAUUUGAAUGGUUUAUUCCUUUAUUGUUGUUUAAAAAGUUGAAGGACUUGCCUUAAAAAUAUAAACGCCCACAAACUAGAGAAGAAGUGACACGUCACGACACACGAACACUUGUGUCCUCUCAGUGAUGCAUUGCAUUGACGUGGCAGCGAUUGUCUUUUGUUUUCUUUCACUUUUUGAUUUCUCUUAACCAAGUUGCAUGUCGUAGACGUACGAUAGCCGGACUGUGUCCUCCGCCAGUGAUCCGGGAUCUCCAAGCAUAAACUUUUUCCGCAAAUGAUAAUAUGUUGGUGCAUUUCUGCCACAUGGAGAUGGAGGAUAUGGGCUCUCACUGCGCAGGUAGCAUGUUACGGGCCUGCGUAAUUCCUUUUAAAGUGGCUCAUUUCUUUUUUUUUUUUAAUUAUAAUUUUACUUGUUCCGUAAGGUUCUUUGAGCAAAAGAUUGCAGCUGAGCAGUACAUUUCCAGUUUCAAGGUGUUUUUUUUUUUUUUUUAGUUAUUUUGAAUUCAAAGAUUUAGAAAUUGGGUCACACUUGUUUUUUUAUUUUAUUUUGCUAUUGUUUUUGUAAGGAAUGUUUUCUUGUGGUAACUCUUUGAAAUUUCCUUUUUUAAAAUUUUUUUGUUAUGCUAUUGAGAACUUUUAAGGGGGGGUUUUGAGUUCCCUCAGGGGAUUAUUUUAGAUUCCAAACUACUCCCCCCUGAUCUUCCCACCGAGACUUCCUGUAUGUAUCCGAAAUGUGGGGGACGGGUGACGGCAGAGAUGCCCCAUUAUGUAUCUUAACGAUCAAUCCUAAGACUGGUUAGAAUGCUCUUCUGAUUUGUAUCUGUGUAACGGGUACCUCUUACCUCACCUGUUACCGUGUCAGAGGGAGCCGUUAACUAAGACUUUCAUUUCUUUAAGGAGACCAACAAAGUACUGUAUGUGUGCCUUGCUCCUGGGAUUGCAUGGAGGGAGCAGGGGCCGCUCAGUCUGGGAUAUAACCUCAAUAUAGCACUUAUUAUCCAUGCUGAGAGUUGUGGCUGAAUUUACAGCAGCAUGUGACUCGCAGCCAUUGCCUAACAGACGUCUGGGACCUGGGAACCGCCUCGCUGCCAGGGGUGCAGUGUGUGCUGCUCGCCAGCACUUUUACUGGUUCCUCUGCAGAUUCUCCUUUGGAUUUGGCUUUAUUGUUAAUGGUUCUCCAGUGGCUGCGCUGCACCUUGACAUUUGUUAUUUUCCUGUCCUGGCAGCACAUGUGUUUCGGAUGAAUAGCCAGGGGGCCUCUGAAAGCCCCCACCUGUGUGUUGGGACCCUCACAUUGUGCCCUUACUGUGUGUAUUUUUAUUAUUAUUAUUAAUCUCAUGGCCGUUCUGUAACUACACUACAGCCUGUGACUGCACAAAGUCAGCACCUCACUGCACCAAACGGUCUUUAUUUCCUGGUCACACUGUGUGUGGUACUAGCAGUCCCUCCUUCCUGUUCUGCCCGCUGACCCUCAAUCUAUGUACAACAUGUUGGAUUUGUAUCAGCUCGUCCGUCUGUGGGCUGACACAGUACUGGUUGCCCUGGGUUUCAUCGUGUUUAGGGUCCUGGCCCUGGUUUGUGCCUUUGAGGCUCUCAGAAAUUGCAUGCUUCGGGCUUUUAUGGCAUGUAUUUUUUGAAUAUACUGGAUUCGCUCUGAAAGAUGUAUUACGGGGGAGGGGGGGUAUUGGAUGCUGAUAUAGGUCAACAAACAAUGUGUCGACAUUCACAAAUGUUGACAUUUGACAGCAGAUUGUCGACAUGUAGAUUUUUGCAUAUAUAGGAGCAGAUUCGAUUGUCGCCGGCGCCCCAUGGUGGGCGUCUAUCGGAACUUUUUCGUCGUUUAGACGCCCAUUAGUAUUCAACGCACUUGACAGCUUUAUGCGGCUAAACCUCCGUCUAAAGCGCUUGAUUGGGCAUCCAAAGUCCAGGUUUGGGUGACUUUUCAACAUAUUUUUUUCUCGCACCUCCUGAGGCUGUUUAAAAAAAAUUGUGACUGCCGUCUAUCAGAGGAACCAUUUAAUAGCUCCGAUAGACGCCCAGCAAGGGGCGCUGGCAACAGCUGAAUCGACCCCUUAUAACUGAACUCUAAAAAUAGCACAAAAAUGUACCGUUGACAUUCUGGUGUUGACAUGUUAAAUAUCAACGUUUGUGAAUAUGGUAAUUUUUCUCAUCGACCUUAUGUCCAUAUGGGACAGUCUGUCUGAAUCCCUAUUACAGGUGCUGUUAUAUUCAGGAAAAUAGUCAUAUCACUCUUUAAUCUGAUACUGUAUCUGAUUUCACUUGAAUGCCCACAUUCUACAUGGGUCUAGUAAAUGUGUCCAUAUCCGCUGAUCAUCUGGAAUUUGUGCUUUUAAUCAGUUAUCUUACAAAAGGAAAGAAGACGAAAACUAGUGUAGUAUAAGCAUAUGGGGAAUACACCUUUCAGAGCAGGAUCUGUUAAUAGCGCCCUUUCGGGCAACGAGCUGACCAUCAUUGCAUGAGACGUGAGCGAGCUGCCAGACUCUUCGUGUUGGGCUACCGGGUGUAGUCGGAGCGGUUUCUAUUUUUUCUCAUGGCGAUUUAUUCUUUCCUCGCAUUGAAUUUCAUUCCUUGUUUUCUUUCUUUAUUCUUAUUCCCAGACGUUCUACUUUUCCCGCUCAUUCCAUGUUUUACACACAUAUAUAUAUAGUUUUGUGUGUGCAAGGGAAGAGGCCACACUCCUAUUUUCUGGGCAUUGACCUCCCUAUAAAUGAAAUAAGAAAAUAUAUAUAAAGAUAAUUAUAUAUAGAAAUAUAUAUAUAUAUGAAUCUAUUUUUCUAGAUGUUACUAUAUACUUUGAGGCUGCAUGAAGCAGGCACAGCUCGGUCCUAUACUGUGUAGCUGGUCAUUUUGCUGUGCACGGCAGAGAAUGUGCUCCAUUCUCUAAGAUGGACACUUGUUUUAUUUUAUUUUGGUCAAUCUCAAAGUAUUGUUAUAGGUUAUGUUUUUGUUUUGUUUUUUAAUUGAAAGCAAAAAAUAUUCUGUAAGUUCUCUGUUUGCAAAUAUAGUCAUACAUGCCAUGAAGUGGAAGAAUAAUCUAUUUUCCUUUUCUGUGUAACGUCAUUUUUCUUGGAAGUCGUAGAGCUGAAGUGCCUCUGUAAGGUGCCAAGUACAUUGUGGGUGUUAGCACUGAGGGGAAAGCACUCCAUUUCCCUGUGCAGGCUAGAAUGUAGUGCUCACUGCAUUUCCCUGUGUAGACGGGAAUGUAGUGCUCACUGAAUUUCCCUGUGUAGACUGAAAUGUAGUGCUCACUGAAUUUCCCUGUGUAGACUGGAAUGUAGUGCUCACUGCAUUUCCCUGUGCGGGCUGGAAUGUAGUGCUCACUGCAUUUCCCUGUGCGGGCUGGAAUGUAGUGCUCACUACAUUUCCCUGUGCGGGCUGGAAUGUAGUGCUCACUGCAUUACCCUGUGCGGGCUAGAAUGUAGUGUUCACUCGAUUUCCCUGUAUGGGCUGGAACGUAGUGCUCACUCGAUUUCCCUGUGCUCACUCCAUUUUCCGUCAUGGCCUGGAAUGUAGUGCUCAGUGCAUUACCCUGUGCAGGCUAGGAUGUAGUGCUCACUGCAUUUCCCUAUGCAGGCUGGAAUGUAGUGCUCACUACAUUUCCCUGUGCGGGCUGGAAUGUAGUGCUCACUGCAUUGCCCUGUGCAGGCUGGAAUGUAGUGUUCACUCGAUUUCCCUGUAUGGGCUGGAACGUAGUGCUCACGCGAUUUCCCUGUGCUCAUUCCAUUUUCCGGCAUUGCCUGGAAUGUAGUGCUCACUGCAUUACCCUGUGCAGGCUAGGAUGUAGUGCUUACUACAUUACCCUGUGCAGGCUAGGAUGUAGUGCUCACUGCAUUACCCUGUGCGAGCUGAAAUGUAGUGCUCACUGCAUUUCCCUGUGCAGGCUGGAAUGUAGUGCUCACUCCAUUUUCCGGCGUGGCCUAGAAUGUAGUGCUCACUGCAUUACCCUGUGCAGGAUAGGAUGUAGUGCUCACUGCAUUACUCUGUGCGGGCUGUAAUGUAGUGCCAACUUCAUUUCCCUGUGUGGGCUGGAAUGUAGUGGUGACUCCAUUUUCCCUGUGCGUGCUGGCAUGUAGUGCUCACUCCAUUUCCCUGUGCAGGGAGGAGUGGAGUGCACACUCCAUUUUAAUUAAUUGGGAAAAUACGUUUGUGCUCCUAGAGGAAACAACUGGUAUGUGCGCAGAAGGAAAUGGGGCAGGUCUGCCGUAUUGGAAAGGAUGGCUUUCAUUAGUAUUGCUUUAUCAAGCCUCUCACAUGUAUGUACAUAAACUAUUCCUUUUUGUUUUUUUUAAUGUGUAUGCUAAAACACUAUUAAGGGGCAAGUAGUGUGAUACAGUCUACAGCCCCGUGUAAACACUGUGUAUCUUCUGUCAGCAGUCAGAGAGCAGGUCAGACAUGUCAGUGUAUGCAUCAUUUCACAUGUGCUGUCUCCCAUAUUGCUGUUACACUAUAACACUGUUCUAUGAUGUAAUCUGCUUUGUCAGUUACUAUAUGUGUGUGUGUGUGUGUGUCCUCCAAUAACUGAAGGUUUGCAGGCAGUGUAGCAUUAACCUAUUUCCAUUUUGGGGUGUACAAUGAGGUUUCCACAUUGGGGUGUAUGCUGUACGCAGGUGACCAUCACUGUUACAUGAUGCUAGUGAUUUGGAACCAGAUGCAUUGAUGACAGCCAGGUGUUCGGCUAGUGCUGUGCAAGCUCAGGCUGUUAGGGUUUGUUGUUUUUUAUUUGUUUUUUUUUUAAUUAUUAUUAUUAUUAUUAUUUCUAAAUGGUCACCAAAUGCGUUAAUGAUUGAAUUGGUGCAGGCACUCUUCUUUCUUUUUUUCUUUUUUGUUUUGUUUAUUCUACAAUUCCCAGCAUCUUUUGACCUGUAGUGAAUUUGUAACCUGACGUAAUAUCUGCAAUACACUGAACACAUUGCCUGCCUGUAUCCUUGCCUGAUGUUAUUUAAGAGCUGCCACCUGUCUGUGAUUGUAUGUUUACUUCAGAGGUGACCCCUCGCAGAGCAGACAGGAGUAAUUGCUGCCUUUUUAUGUAGGGGGGUGCCACACGCAUCCCCUACGCUGCAAACGCACUGUGUAUAAAGGAAGAGAAAUACGUAAGCUAAGAACUGCAAACUCCAGCCAGAGUUACUACGUAUCCUGGGCCCUGCCGAGGCCAGCUUUCUCAUACGGACUGGAAGAAGGGACUAGAUGUGUUUGGAGUUUAACUUUCCAUAUUCUGAUGGUGAGAAGUGUGUGUGUAUGUAUGUGUGUGUAUAUAGUUAUAUAUAUAUAUAUACAUAAUAUAAAUAUAUAUAAAAAUAAGAUUAUAAACUUAGAGAAUUUCAUGCAUCGUUUACCAGAUCUGCAGAUCUGUAAUGACGGUUUUAUAACUAUGAAUCCUUUGGGACCCUUUUCAUUCACCUGCGUUUUCUGUGUCAGGUUUCAGCCCACUAUUGCAGGAAGCUGGGCUCUUUUUUCUGCCACUUUCUGUUCCUCUCUAGGAGCUGAACACUGAUGGUUUUAUUUCUUCUUCCUUUGUUUUUUUUUAUUAUUUUAUAUUAUUUGCCAUUUUUUAUCUACCUUUUCCACUGACUGGCUGUCUUUAUUUUACUUUUUUCUGUGACAAGGACAAUGGAUUUGAACUUUCUUAGCAGUGCAGUAUUUUCUACCACAUGAUGGCAGCGUGUUACUCUUGUGAUGUAAAUAAAACAGAAAAUGUUCCCUA